AUGAGUUUAUUAUUUCUUAGCUUGUUAUUUCUUAUCACUACGACACACUCAUUGCCUUACGACGUGCAUUGGCUUGGUGGCCCAACCAUAGUUGACAGAGAUAUUUCACCUUUAAAACAAACUGUGGAUAUUUAUUGUUAUUCUGGUACUGCGAAAAACCUUCUAGCUUUAUGGCAAACUGUUAAGUUUAAUAUUAAAAUAAAGACAGAUGAGUUUAGUCAGUAUCUGGGCGAGAACCCAGAGGAAGUUUAUAAAGAUUAUACAGAGGAUAGCUAUGGCUGGGCAGUGGUCAGUCCAUUUCAAAAGAAAUCCUACAGAAGUGUGUCUCUUAACCUCUUUACACCUACCUGUAUGGCUAUCAAUACAAAACAGAGACAUAGUAUUGAAUUGCAGAUUCAAAGAGUUGAUAUCUGGCGUGUUAUUAUGAUGGCAUCUGGCAUUACCCUCAUAUUUGCAUCUCGCUCACUCAGUGGUAACCCAGUAUUCUUCUAUCUCUGUGGAAUUGUAGUUGGAGUGUCGGCAUCUUUUAUGGUCAUUGUGUAUUAUAUUAGCAGGCUGCUUCCAAGGAAAACCUUAACCUAUGGUAUAUUAAUAGGUGGUUGGACAGUUGGAGUAUAUAUUUUCCAACAGAUAUGGGAGAAUAUCCGAACAUUAUUGCUAUCAUACCAGGCCUAUAUGUUUUGGUACACAUUUUUGGCUGGUUUUAUCAGUUUCAUAGUAUGCUAUAGAAUAGGACCACCGAAGAAUCAGCGAAGCAAGAAUCUUGUUAUGUGGACGUUACAGUUAGUAGGCGUAUUCGUAAUCUACUUCAGCAGUCAGUACCAAGAGGCAUCAGCUGCGGUACUGAUCGCCGCGCUGGUUGCCAAGUACUUCCCUCAAAGCUGGCUUUACAGGAUACAGGGAUAUUGGCGUCGUAGAUUUCCACCAAAACCCCAUUUAUUGACCAGCGAGGAAUACUACGAAGAAGGUGCGCGAGAGACGAAACGGGCGUUGGAACAACUGCGCGAGCACUGCUCUAGUCCUGAUUGUGCGCAAUGGCGGGUCAUGCUGAAGUUACACGACGCUAAACGUUUCGCGAGUUUCGUGGAGGGUAACUCGCAUUUGAGCGACGAUGAAGUAUUGGAUUACGAGUCGUAUGCCUUCUCUAUGGAGAGAUCGAAACCAGCUAGUUCGUCGCGCCUAGAAAUAUCUGAUGAUGAAUCCUCGGAGUAUGACGAUGAAUGA
Molecule: messenger RNA, 1224 nt
Organism: Pieris macdunnoughi
Lineage: Eukaryota; Metazoa; Arthropoda; Insecta; Lepidoptera; Pieridae
Source: the annotation of a GenBank genome assembly